Molecule: messenger RNA, 2245 nt
Organism: Botrytis cinerea B05.10
Lineage: Eukaryota; Fungi; Ascomycota; Leotiomycetes; Helotiales; Sclerotiniaceae
Exons: 1
Coding region: 99-2150 (683 amino acids)
Source: RefSeq, a predicted model, not a curated record
GUUUUCUUUUUCUGUUCUAGCGGUCUCGACUUACUAUACUUCGACGAGAGUAUAUGAAUAUCUAACUUGAUCCAAAUACUAACUUACUAAACAGAAAAAUGUACUCUCCCAAUUCUCCAAGUAACCAAUUCUACCUCCAAAAUAAUCUCUUUACAUUCACUAACCUCCAGUUAGAUUUCUCCCGCCCUCUUCCUCCAUCACCUCCUCCUCCACCUCCUCCAUCUUCUUCCAUCGCACCUCCUCCACGAUCCUAUCCAGCCGGACACAAACUCCCCAUCUCAAUCCCGGAAUCGAGCGAGGAAACAAUACUUCGCGCUUCAUCAGACGGCAAUCUCGAUAAUAUUCACUACCCGGCAAAAAAAAUCCCCGACCCGUAUCCCUCUACCCUAACCCCGCAAACAACUCACCAUAAGACCUCCUCACCUUUCCCAGCUUUCCCAUCUCACCACCCCCGCGUCACCAUGUCUUCCCACCAACUUCGCCGCUCAGCCACCUCUCCCAAUCUACUAACUCCUUCAGUUGUUCCUCCCAUCAUCGAGCUUCAAGAAUCAAUACCAAAUCGCGAUGGCGCAAUCAGUCGCACAGAUCGGUAUUCUCGAGUCCUUCCACCACUUCCUACUCACCCUUCAACCUCAUCACCGCCACCAGCAGCAGUCAUCCUAACCAUUCCUUCCUCCUCAUCCUCCUCCAACCUCUUUAAUUCCUCCCGGCCCAGCAACCUCCGACAUGUAACCUUCGCACACGAAACCUCCAACUCCUCACUCACCUCGCAAAACUCUUCUCAUCCCUCUACCAACCCCUCAAACUCCUCGUCCCUCCCCACCGACCCUCCACGAAAACCCCGCUUCAAUCUCUCCCUCGCCCGACAAGGAAUGCACAAAGCUCUUUCCAGCCUACGAACUCACACGCACACUCUCUCCCCAAAACCCAGUUUGCUCCUGCGCAAAAAAUCUUCACACUCUGCUCUUUCUGGAUCUUCUCCGCUUUCCGAUUCGGAGAAUGAACUUGCCAGACCGAAAACUGCACCUUCAUCUUCCGCGUCUCAAUUUGCCUUUGCAUCUCCAUUUUCAAGUCCAUUUACAAAAGACGCGAAAAAUUCCAAAGAUGCAAAAAUCGCAAAUCCAAAAAAAGAAAUGCAGAUCGGUGCGCCGACGGGAAUGAUCAAAAAAACACCCGAGGAAAUCCAGCAGAUGUUGAGGGAGAUGGGGGUUAAGAGUGGAGAUUUACCUUUUGUUUUGAGUUCCGGUUCGGGUUCUGGAUUGAGAUUUGACGGUGAUGGGGAUGGUGAUGGUGAUGAGAAAGGCAACCCUACAUCCAAAUCCGGAAUCCUCAAGAAUCUCACCACCCACCCCCAAGAAAAAGACACCCCGUCGCCACCGACACCAAGCCUUAGCGCUAUACAGAAAGGAAAACGUCCCGACCACACCCCCAUCCACCAUCAUCCAAACACUCUCCCCUUCAUCCGUCCAACACGCUCCUCGUCCCUCUCUUCUCCACUUACAGGUCCUGUCCAAGAUCUCACAGCCAAACCAAUUGGCUGGUACAGCAGCGCUUCACUUGACGCAAUCCGCGCUACGCUUCCAAAAGUGAGGAAGGAGAAUUUAUUGAGUAAUGAAGAGAUACCUGGAUUUUUAGAGGGAUUAAUUGAAGACUUUGAGCUUCUUAAACGCGUGAGGGAGUUCAGGGACAAGGGCGUGGAUGAUGAUAUUGAGAGGUUGAGGAAGGAGUUUUUGGAAAGGCAGGAUGAAAAUGAAGAAGAAGAUGAUAAUGAUAUGGAGGAAGAUGAGGAUGAGGAUGAGGAAUCAUACACAUGGCCCCACCACAACCCCCCAGAUCCAAACUUCGUAGAUGGCGGCUGGGCACAAGAAGAAAUCAGCAGUGCCGGGGUUGGUGCCCGCUGGUUUGUAUUUGAUGAUGUGGAGAAUGUGUUGGGGGGACCGAAGUGUCCGAUUACGCAUGCGGUUGAUGGGUUUGUGGAUGAGGAUGAGGAGGUUGAGAGAGGGAGGUUGAAUAGUGAUCGGGAUAGUGAUACUAUGUUGCUGAGCCUGAUUGAAGAGAGAUUUGGAGAGGGAGAAGGAGAUGAGGAAUUUGAUGGAGAUACACAGAAGAUCUCUCAGGAGGAGAUUUUGAAGAGAGAGGGGUUGCUUUGAAUACAUGGUACAUGAGGUUGGUAACUUCAUUACAGUCUUGAAGUAUUUUCGGAGUUUUAAGGGGGGGUUUUUUAUUGAAUCAGAAGUUUGGAUCA